Molecule: messenger RNA, 5421 nt
Organism: Sapajus apella (tufted capuchin)
Lineage: Eukaryota; Metazoa; Chordata; Mammalia; Primates; Cebidae
Gene: CCDC170
Product: coiled-coil domain containing 170
Exons: 11
Coding region: 266-2440 (724 amino acids)
Biological process (GO): microtubule cytoskeleton organization
Cellular component (GO): Golgi apparatus
Molecular function (GO): microtubule binding
Source: RefSeq, a predicted model, not a curated record
CCCCUCCGACUGCCCAAGGUCGCCCUGGCAGCGUCGGCCGCUCAGCUGCAGGCCCUCGCCACGGAGAACAGGCUCGUGGGGCUCGGGGUCCACUCUGGCCUCCAGAGGCUGGGCCACCCUAUUGGCGCGCAUCCAGGCGCCGCCGCGUCCCCGCGGUGUUUACCGGUUGCCCGAGGAGACGCCCGCGCCACCCGCCGGCUCCCUGCACUGCCACCUCGCUCAUGGCCGGGUCCGGGUCCGAGCGCGCCCCAGGGCUCCUGCCAGCAUGAGCCGCGGCCGCUCCUCCGGCUCCAGGAGGCUGGACUCCACCAGCCACACCGCGCUGGGUGCCGCUUCGCCCGCGCCCGAGGAAACUUACAAUCACCUUUCGGAAGUCCCGGUCACACGGGAGCAGUUAAACCACUAUCGGAAUGUGGCUCAAAAUGCUCGAAGUGAACUUGCAGCAACUUUGGUCAAAUUUGAAUGUGCUCAGUCUGAGCUUCAAGACCUCCGAUCCAAGAUGCUUUCUAAAGAAGUCUCCUAUCAAGAGUUGAGAGCUGAGAUAGAGAGCUACAAAGAAAACAAUGCCAGAAAAUCAUCUCUCCUUACUUCUUUGAGAGACAGAGUUCAGGAGCUAGAAGAAGAAUCAGCAGCACUUUCCACUUCUAAAAUCAGAACUGAAAUCACAGCUCACACCGCAAUCAAGGAGAAUCAGGAAUUAAAGAAGAAAGUUGUGGAGUUAGAUGAAAAAUUACAAAAGUGUUCAAAAGAAAAUGAGGAGAAUAAGAAAGAGGUUUCCAAGAACUGCAGGAAACAUGAGGAAUUUCUGACUCAACUUCGUGACUGCUUGGAUCCAGACGAGAGGAAUGAUCAGGCAUCAGAUGAAGAUUUAAUUUUAAAGCUUAGAGAGCUGUGCAAGGAAAAUGAAUUCAUGAAAGGACAAAUUGUGAUUCUUGAAGAGACUAUAAAUGUCCAUGAGAUGGAGGCAAAAGCUAGCAGAGAAACAAUCAUGAGGCUGGCUUCAGAAGUCAACAGAGAGCAGAAAAAAACUGCCUCCUGUAUUGAAGAGAAAGACAAGCUGAAUCAGGACCUGGUCAGUGCUAUAGAAGCAAAAGAAGCCCUUGAGAGGGAAAUUAAGCUCUUCCAAGAAAGGCUGCUUGUUGGCCAGCGGGUCUGGGAUGCCUCAAAGGAGGAGCUGAGGCUCCUGAAGAAAAGCUCUUCUGAGUUGGAGAAGAGUUUGAAGGCCAGUCUGGAUGCAGUCACAGCCUCACAAAGCCAGAACUCCUCAUUUAGGGAGAAAAUCGCAGCCCUCCUUAGGGGCAGAUUGAGCACAACUGGGUCCACUGAGGACACCAUUUUGGAGAAGAUUCGAGAAAUGGGCAGCCAGGAAGAAAGCAGGGACAGGAUGGUCUCCCAGCUUGAAGCUCAAAUAUCUGAGCUUGUUGAACAGUUGGGAAAGGAGUCUGGGUUUCACCAGAAAGCUCUCCAGAGGGCGCAGAAAGCAGAAACUAAGUUGGAGACUCUUCAGGGUCAGCUGACACACCUGGAGGCAGAGCUCGUUUCUGGAGAUGUUUUGCGAGACAACUUGAAUUUUGAGAAACAAAAAUAUCUUAAAUUUCUGGAUCAGCUUUUGGAGAAAAUGAAGUUGGACCAGAUGGCUGCUGAACUUGGCUUUGACAUGCGGCUGGAUGUGGUUUUAGCUCGAACAGAGCAGCUGAUUCGUCUUGAGAGCAAUGCAGUGAUCGAGAACAAGACCAUUGCCCACAAUUUGCAGAGAAAGCUAAAGACACAGAAAGAAAGACUGGAGAGCAAAGAACUACACAUGAGCCUCCUCCGGCAGAAAAUCGCCCAGCUGGAGGAGGAGCGGCAGGCACGCACGGCCUUGGUGGUUGAGAGAGACAGCGCGCAUGUCACCAUCAGGAACUUGCAGAAGAAGGUGGAGAGGAUGCAGACGGAGCUGAGCACGUGUCGAGACUUGAACACCGAGCUCAAAACCAAACUGGCCGACACCAAUGAACUGAAGAUUAAAACUUUGGAACAGACUAAAGCCAUUGAAGAUCUAAACAAAUCCAGAGAACAGCUGGAGAAGAUGAAGGAGAAAGCUGAGAAAAAGCUCAUGUCUGUCAAGUCAGAACUGGAUACCACAGAACAUGAGGCUAAGGAGAAUAAAGAAAGGGCCAGAAACGUGAUAGAAGUGGUAACCAGUGAAAUGAAGACACUGAAAAAAUCUCUGGAAGAGGCAGAAAAGAGAGAAAAGCAGCUAGCAGACUUCAGGGAGGUGGUGUCCCAGAUGCUAGGCUUGAACGUGACCAGCCUUGCUCUUCCUGACUAUGAAAUCAUCAAGUGUCUUGAAAGACUGAUUCAUUCACAUCGGCAUCGGUUUGUUACCUGUGCCUACCUCAAAGACGUGACUACCAGGCAAGAUAGGCAGCCACAAGGCCAUUUACAGCUUCUUCAUUGAACACUGUAUCUCUUGAGAGAAAUGGCCAAAAGACAUGGGACACAAUUCCCAAAUUCACAAAUUCGUCAUGUCUCUGAGAUUUGAUUAGUUUGUGAAUAUUGUAUGCUUUGAUGAUAUAGUGAUAAUGCAUCACUCACAAAAAGAAUCUCAAAGGUGUUAGCCUUAGAUAAACGUUCUGCAUGAAAAACACCUAUUAUUUCAUUUACCGGCAUUUUAGGACCCAGAAGAAUUCCACCAGAUUACAUGAGUUAGAUUGGGAAAUGAGAGUAGGGAAUUAACAUUGUGGGGUAUCUAUUUUAAGUCAGGGGCUUUACUAGCCAAUUUUGUUCUCAUAAUAACCAUGUAGAAAAGCUGUGACAAGUAUUUUAUUUUCCAACCUUUCUGGAGCUCAGACAUGGAGUUACCUAUCCAAGGUUGUAGUUGGGUACUGGUGAAACCAGGAUGGACAACUCAUUGGUCCUGCCUCAAACGCCGUUACUUUUCUGCUGCACAGACUCGGUUUCUCCUGAAUCUCUAGGAUGCUGGUAGGAAUUGUUUGCACAUUGAAAGGAAAAUACCCCUGUCAUCAAGAGUUAAUGUCUGGUCUGGGCUGGGCAUGUUGGGUUAUGCCUGCAAUCCCAGCAAUUUGGGAGGCUGAGACAGGCAUAUCAUUUGAGGUCAGGAGUUUGAGACCAGCCUGGCCAACAUGGUGAGACCCCAUCUCUACUAAAAGUACAAUAAUUAGCUGGGCAUGGUGGCGUGCACCUGUAAUCCCAGCUACUUGGGAGGCUGAGGCAGGAGAAUUGCUUGAACCUGGGAGGUGGAGGUUGCAGGGAGCCAAGAUUGUGCCACUGCAUUCCAGCCUGGGUGACAGAUUAAGACUACGUCUCAAAAAAAAAAAAAAGUUAACGUCCAAAAGUGGCAGAUUUAUAAGUGUAAGCUAUAUGAUUUCUUCAAAAAGCAAUCCACUUAAUUCAUUUGGAUAAAAUAUGCAUAGGUCUCAGGUCCCGCAAGAAACUUGCCUGUUGCAAAUGUUGCUACGAGAUUACAGCUGGUGGUAAUUAUUAAUGUUUUAGCAAGGCUGAUCUCAGUCCUUUAAAAUGGAAAGCUUUAACAUGAGCCCAACCCUAUAAGAUGAAGAAAUCCUAUACAGUCAUUCACCAAUACAUCCAAUGCACCCAGAGCAAUGGUACCUUUUCAAGAUCAGGAUUUUAUUAUGAAUUCAUGUCACUUCUGUUUUCAAUUUAAAUUUCUAUUUUAAAAAUAUUUUUCAGGGAAUCCUAUUUCUAACUUCACUGGGAAAAAUGUGGUACUCUUUUGGACAAUUUAUCUUAUUUCUAAUAUAAGAUAUAUUUUAUUGUCCUUAAAAGAAGCUCUAGCAUGAAAUUAAAGGAAAGGGAAAAAAUAGAUCUGGUGCACCCAAACAUUAGGAGAAAAUGAAAAAUACACAACCAACCGUUUACGAGUCAUCAAAAAGUCAAAGUCAGCCUGCCUAACUAAUGUGGCAAAAUCCUGUCUGUACAAAAAAUACAAAAACAAGCCCAGUGUGAUGGCACACACCUGUAAUCCCAGCUACUCGGGAGGCUGAGACACGAGAAUUGCUUGAACCCAGGAGAGGGAGGCUGCAGUGAACUAAGAUCAUGCCACUGCACUCCAGCCUGUGCAACAGAUCGAGACACUGUCUCAAAGAAAAAAAAAAGUCAAAAUCAUAAACAAAUUAUUGGCUUCUUUCUUCCAGACUAAAAGAAAUUAAAUAGAUGAAACAAUCAAUUGCAAGGGUCAAAAAUAGAUUGGAUCUUGAUUCUUGCAAUACUUGUGAAAAUUUGAAUGAGGACUAAGUACUAGAUUAUAUUAAAGUAUUUUAAAUUUUUUAAUCUCCACAAACGCACUGAUUGUUAUACUUUAAAUAAGUAAAAAGCCAAGAAUCCACAGUGCUGCAGAAAAUAAGUGAUAAAAUGGGAAAAAACAAAUGGGAAAAAACAGUGAAGAUCUUCUUUUAGGAAAACUAUCAAUAAACCCAGAAUGAAUGAUGCGCACACACACAAAAAAAAGGAGUAAAGGAAAUACCUAAGAUAAACCAAAUGAGUUUGACACCUACUGAUUGGAUGACAGACCACACAGAGGUAGAGUGACCCAGCUUUGCUUGCAGGGUGGGCAUCCCUGCCUGGCUUUCUUCUUUCUGUGCAAGGGCAGUAUGAGUAGCAUUUUGCAUAUGUAUGAACACACCUGCGCAGCCCUGGUUGAGGUCGCUAGGCUGGCCAGGGGCAGGAGAGAGAGUCUUGAAUUUUCUCCAGAGGAGGCCUGCAGCUUCCCCCACCAACCCUUUUUCACAUGCUCUAAAGAUGUAGUAAUGGCUGCUGUUUUGGAUCCAAAAUCCCCUUGAGUGGAGGAAGUGACUUCACUGGGUUUCUGGAGGCUCUUGGAAUCUGGGUGGCUCUGCUCCGCCCUGAAUCAUGCACCCAUAAAUGUGCUCAUGGGUGGGUGUGGGUGUAUGAGAGUAGAGGCUGUUUUUUGUACAUUUUCUUUGUUUUCUUGUUCUAAAUAUAAUCUUUAAUAAACUUGAUUUAGUUUCUUGGGAAAUUCAUUUUCUACACCAUUCAAAGAUAUUUUAAAUAUUUUAAAAACAUUAAAUAUAUAUUUUUAUUAUUGAUUUUGUAUCAUUAAUUAUGUAUCAGGAUUCAUGUAAGAGACUAAAAAUAAUCCAUAGUGGUUAGUACUGUACUUUCUGUUUAUUAAAUGAAAUUAUAUUCCAUUUAUCCAAAUAUAUGUUUAUAUAAUAUUUCCACUGUGUGACUCGUGUAUAUACAACGAUCUUUAACAUACACAGAAAUAUGAAAAAUGUUUGAAUAUGAUCUUUAGGGGCUUCUAGUGAAAAGGGCAUAUGAUAUGGGAAAAAUAAAUUCUGUACAUGUAUACAUUCCAUAUACACAUUAAGUGUUUGUCACUUGGACAAAUUGAAAAAUCUUUUAAUAAAGCCAUUUUCUUCCUUGUUAAAAUGUCAA